Molecule: messenger RNA, 1584 nt
Organism: Amoebophrya sp. A25
Lineage: Eukaryota; Dinophyceae; Syndiniales; Amoebophryaceae
Source: the annotation of a GenBank genome assembly
GCGUACUUAAUUCAUCUUUGACUGCGUCCCUGAAGAGUUGUAUGAGUAUGGGGAAGUAUCACAAGGAAAAUACUCCCCCAUAUCGUUCAAGGAUGCAACUGAGAGAUGAGCUGCGGAGAGCUCUAAUAGGAAGCUGCCAAGUAGAUGAGGAGACUCCUCGCCUCCGCUUAAUAAUAUAGUAUGUCACCAGAGUCUUCACACGCAUUGACUUACAUCAUAUUGCAUAUUUCCGAAUAAUGAUAUCCGCUUUCUCCCAUUGUCAGUCAUCGACUCCAACGUCCUUGGUGAAACCGUUGUAGUCCCCUCAAACGCAAGCGGCCUCCAUUCCUUGAUAACGCAUUGCAAGUACAACAAGAGAUUAAUGUUCCUGUAUUCUUACACAAAAAAGGGAUGCGGGAUGUAGGGAGCCUUGUGGUUGCGGUACGACCGACUGCGUGGACCAUGGCAAAAGUAAUUGAAGACCACCUGCAACAGUCGAACUCAUGGAACAAGCACGCUGUUGGGGAAAAAUUUCCAAUGCCGGAGAUGGAGAACGAGCAGGUAAAGCACGAUCGAGAUCCUAAAAAAAGUGGUCCUGUGGCUCGCGCUUUCAAAUGCGCAUGGGCGCACAAGUGGAGGAGAAGGGACUUUUCUCCGUCGUCGGAAGAUCUGGACGGCCAAUAUGAGGAGGAGAUCAGAGCUCUGAUGAAAAGGAAAGCGAAGUGGUACAAAAUGUUGGUUGCUGUCCACGUUCCUCUCGAAGUCCUUGAGGGUAAAGCGCUUCCACCGCAGAUGCGUCAAGGAUUAUACAGCCGCAAGGAAGAUGGAGAUGAGGACAUCGCUGACAUGCAGGGUUCGCCAUUGAAGCGUCGACGUACGGAUGGGAAAGAGGAGCAUGAUUCGCAGGUGACGAUGGGCAGCCACGAUGAGCAGCAAUGCGAUUCUCUAGACGGCGGCGCUAAAAUAGAGGGACAGCGGCAUGAUGCUGACAACUCGUCAAGAGCAAGCAUCAAUAUGGGCCGACCGACUGGGAAAGAGUUUCGACUGGCUCGGACACUUGUUGUCGAGUGGUUGAAUGAACGCGUUUUUGGCCAAAUAGUCACGAUCCCCCUGACACAGAUGACUUGGAAAAUUCCAAGAAUUCCAUCCAUGCGGCAGGUGUGCCCCUACGGAUUCGCGCAUCUCCUGGAAAAGUUUGCGACGUCUUCUUCAUCAGACGAGGCCGAAAGAAAGAAGACGAAAGACUAUCUAGAAAAAUUGAAGACGUUUCGCGAAUGGGAUUGCGAGACGGCGACGACGGAAUUUGCAUCAGAUGAGAAUGUGAAGAUCUUUGUGCCGGAGCCUUCUCGAACGCAGGGUGAAGUCAAAGAUCCUGUCUUUUACGUGCUACUCUCCGCUACGACCGGGCGGCAUGACUCCUGGGCGGAUUUGACAGGCAAGCGGCAUCAGCUGCGCGCCCACAUUGCUGCUUUGGCCGUAGUUGACGGCCUCUCUGCAUGCUUGGUCGGAGACAAUCUUUAUCGCACCGCUGGAAUGGAUGCUACAGCGCGCACCGCUUUUCUCUUGCGCUCAAGCAACUACCAAAGGUCCGAAAAGCCUUUCUGA